Molecule: messenger RNA, 738 nt
Organism: Torulaspora globosa
Lineage: Eukaryota; Fungi; Ascomycota; Saccharomycetes; Saccharomycetales; Saccharomycetaceae
Gene: NYV1
Product: Nyv1p
Exons: 1
Coding region: 1-738 (245 amino acids)
Biological process (GO): vesicle-mediated transport
Cellular component (GO): membrane
Source: RefSeq, a predicted model, not a curated record
AUGCCGAUUCAGAGGUUCAAUGUGUCAUACGUGGAAGUCAUUGAAGGUGGUGCCACCGUGGCAAGUUGUUAUCAGGCGCUAGAGCAUGGCGAAGGCAGUUCGAAGUACGGUUCGGUCGGAGACUCUGUAGCGACGCCCGAUCUAUUCCAUAAGCUCACUAUUGAUCUAGUGGUUCCCAAGGUGGUGCCAGUGGAAGGGAAUAAGGUAACCAAAGUUUCACUUCCGCUUAUAGACGGGUAUGAUUGUUACUAUACCACGACACAUUCGCCCUCAGACGAAAACUACAGAGCGUUUGUGUGUUUCACUCGAACUGUAAUACCCAAGAUACUGCCCAUCAGGUUGCUGAGUGACUUAAAGGCCCAGAGUCGAGAAAUAAAUAACGACGACGAGCUGAGCUUGAAAGUGGGCGAGAUACUCGACAGUUUCCACGAAGAGCUGAGGUCCUACAGUAGCGAAAAUGGCACCGAGAGCGCCGAUGCUGCCGAAAGCGACCUGCAGGAUAUCGUCCAGGUUAUGAACGACAACAUCGACAAGUUUCUGCAAAGACAAGAGAGGAUUUCGCUGCUGGUGGAUAAGACGUCGCAGCUAAACAACAGUAGCCACUCGUUCAAGAGGAAGGCGAAUCGAAUAAAGCAGAGAAUGUGGUGGCACAGGAUGAAGAACAUCACUCUAUUGGUGUUCGCGGUAAUUCUGUUCAUCAGUGCGAUUUUGUUUCCCCUUCUGUUGCGGAAACCAUAA